GCUUUGGCAGAAGUGCUUAGACACGCCUAUGUUAGGAGCUAGCUAGCUCGCUAGCUAACCAGCUACAUAUAAAGAGGGACUUUACUUUGGGCCCCACUGUCUGCAAGGCUUGUAGCUAGUGCUGGCUGUGCACGGUCUGGGAGAUCCAACAGAGGGAUAUUUUUAGUAAGCAACGAAAGCACGUGUUGCUCGUGAGUUUGCAAGUCAAUCCCAGCUAGAUAAACACCGCUGUCUAUCACAAAUCUAGUGGUGCUCGCUAACAUUACCUGAUUCAUAAAGUGUUGCCUACUUGCAUCGUUUAUUUCUGUACGUUAACUAACGGGAGAACGUUAGCGAUCAGACUAUCUUAAUAUUAACCAGGGCUACUUGCUUAGGCAGCUAGUCGUUCACAGUAGUAUGGGUAGCUAGCUACCCCUGAUCGUUAUUCUAGUUCAUUCUAUGUGAGCCAGGGCAUAGAUCCCAUAUAUUUGCAAUCUGCCGCUGACACGUCGAUCACACCCAAGUAGUUUUGCUGACAGAAAGGUGCUGAUCACUUACUGGCUGGUUAGCCUGUAGCAGCAGCAUGUUUACGGUUAGCAACCAUCUCAUUAACUUCCAAGCUAACGAGCUUCUUAGGUAACUUAUUAUGUAAUUAACUAGUGAAUUAACUGUUGAGAGUAUGGGUUAUGUUAAUUCUGGCUAGCUACGGCAGCGAAUGUAAUUUGCCAGCAAACAUGGAAACUUCUCCAGCUCAUUUGCUUGCUAACGAGUUAAGAUAACUUAGUUCCUAGCCGACUAGCUUAACAUUUAGCCAUAAUCCUACUAAUCAGCUACGAAGGUUCAACAGUAAAUGAUCGAUCGGUAGCUAUCUUCGUUUUCGCAUGUAGAUGUGAAUGAAGCCAGCUAGCUAGAUAAUUGCGUCGCUGGUUACAUGCGAAUUAAGGGGAUUGUCUAAUGAGUUUCCUUCAGAUAUUUACACAGAAGAAAUUGCAUGGCUGUAACAUAAAUUCGUGACUUUGCCACAACGUUUACUACUUAAUAUUUGUGACGCCUAGCUAACUAACUUGGCUAACUUAACUACUCCAGAUAGUUCAAUAGCUAACGUUAGCCCACCCGAAAAACAACGUUCGCCGACAGGAACAAGUGCAUCUUCCAGGUAAUACUGUAUGCGAUCUUGACAAGCGCUGUCCGGUCUGGGGUUUGACUCAAUUUUAUUUGGUUUCACCCUCAGCAAAUUCUCCUGCGCCUAGUUCGUUGGUAGUGCAGGUAGGAGGAGUGAAACUUAACUUAUGCUUUAGGUCGGAGUCCCUGGGAUUUGUAUUCACCAUUCCCUGAAGUUUCAGUUGCAGUUUCUCCGCCACAGCCGCUAUACAUAUACUGUACCUAGUGGUAUUCUGAGGUUCCGGAUUGAGGUCCAGCUGGUUACUACAACUAGGUGUUGUUCCUCAGUCUGAUAGAAUGUUAGCAGGCCGGUUGGGUCAGAAUGGAAACGUCAAAGGUUGACAGGUAGCAAAUGCGAGAGGUAAAUAGAUUUUCCUAUACAUGUUAGAUUUUUUUCUAAAUUUCAGCAGCCCUCCAUUGAACUAAUCAGUGGCUCUCACAAGAUAAUACAAAACAAAUCAAAACCUUUCUUUUUUUUUUUAAAUAAGCGGGCUGUUCAAAUGCACAUUAGUUUUUAUCACAUGGAAGCAUCAGUGUAAUUGAGCUGUCCUAGUCACAUAGUCAGUCACAACAGCAGCUGAGGAGCACAUUGCAAACUCUUUAUUAAAAUAUUAUUUCUUUGAUUUAAAAAAAAAAAAAUGGUUAAAACAAAUCUGGAAAACCUGCAAAGCAAUGGACUCGGUGGGCUGCAUUGGGCACCCAUCUCUUUUAAAUCAUUCCACCGAGACCACAUAAAGACCAGUGGAUCUGCCAAGCACCUGCAAAGACCCGAAGACCUGUGUACAAGUACAAUGAUCUAGCAGGUAUGUGCAGCCAGUCUGUGCAGCCAGUUUCUACCGGCAACCAAACACGCUGCAAUCAAUGGAUGCUGACCAGUCAGACUAACCCAUUGGAUGCAACCAAACUCACUGAUACCAGUGGAUGGUGACUUGCCUAACUGUGCUGAUAUAAUCAGUGGCUGUUGCCGGCUGAAUCAGAAUGGGUGACCAGCCGAUUUGGGAACAGAUAGGGUCCAGCUUCGUACAGCAUUACUACCAGUUGUUUGACACAGACAGGAGCCAACUCGGAGCAAUAUAUAUCGAUGCGUCAUGCCUUACAUGGGAGGGACAGCAAUUCCAGGGAAAAGCAGCGAUUGUCGAGAAGCUCUCUCUGUUGGCUCCUUUCCAAGGGUGCCAGCGUUCGGAGAGCACGUGCCAUUCAUUAGGGAAGUGGCCGCUGCGGCAUGCUGGGAAAAGGAGGAUCGUUUCGCUCGCAGUGUCCAGUAGCCCCAGCCUUCCCUUCUCGAAAAUCGCUCACAGCAUAACUGCACAGGACCACCAGCCCACUCCCGACAGCUGCAUACUAAGUAUGGUAGUAGGACAACUAAAAGCUGACGAGGACCCUGUCAUGGGAUUCCAUCAGGUCUUCCUCCUAAAAAACAUCAAUGACGCCUGGGUGUGUACCAAUGACAUGUUCCGGCUGGCGCUACACAACUUCGGCUAAAGGCACUAACGGGAGGUGGGAUACGGGGAGAAGGAGAAGGUCGCCCAAAGGCCCUUCUCUCACCCCGCCCCCCCGUCCCACCCCCACUCCUCAUCAUCCCCCUCUUCCUCCAUGCAUACCUCUAUUGAGAAUCAACCUGCUCUACACCAGAUUCUAAAAACGCCAUUCGCCAUAACCCAACCAAUCAACAGAGAGAACUGACGCGCAGGCACGUGCAUCUAUUUGCGACUGGAAGUAUACGUAUGCGCAUACGCCCUUUGCUGAACCGCUGCAGCCGCCAGCAGGUCGAAGCCGACCCUGCGCUGUCCUACCCAAUGCUGGGGAUCCAGAAUAGCUGCAUUUGAAGACGCCAGGAGGGAAAAAAAACUUACCUUGCGUACCUUUGUGUCAUUUUAUGUUUUUCUUUGGUCCUGCAUUUUUGUUCUCCUAUCCUUAUGGUUCGGUUUUUUUCUCCUAGUUCAGUGUGUUGGUACCAGCAUGCCUUUGAGGAUACAGCAGUUUUUUUUCUCCUCUUUCUCAAGUCUGAUUUUCAAUGUAUUGGCAGUUUUCUCUAGCAAUCCAAAGAAUCAAACAUCAUCAAACCCCCCAACCCCACAAUCCCCUUACCCCUCUCCUCUUUGUCCCAGGAUUACUACUAAGCCACGAUACACAAUAAAAUCGACUUUUUCUUAAUCGUGGAAUCUUACUCUUCCUUCUGUUCUCUGGGUGUUGGUCUCUGACUUCUCUCCUUUCUCUGCUCCCCCCCCUCCUUUUUUUAUUCGGUUUUAUAGCAAAUUUCUAUUCCCACUUGGUAGGGGAGAACGCAAUAAUUUUACUUUUGGUCUGGCUGUGUUGCACCUCUUUUAUAAAGCCAUAAAGAGAGGUUUGGUAACUGCUGUCCUAGAGCCAAAAUGGGUCUCAUUUCAUGUGUCUCAGCUCAAUUAGACUGCGUGAUUUGACUCCUUUAUCUAUAUAACCCAAACAAAGACGUUUUCCUGCCAAAAGAGCUUCAUAACCUGAUCAGUUAGUUUUUUUUUUCAUAGUCAAAAUGGACUAGAAUGUUGAGUUUGGGGGUUGUAUAUCCAGAGGUCUUAAGAUAGCCGUAUCUUUUAUGAUGUCAUGAAAUACGAAUGAUAGAGAUGUUACAGAGAUGGGACCUUUCAGAGACUAUGCUCAUCUGCCACUGACUGCUGCUUUCAGAACUGAUUGGCUUCCCACAAAAACCACCGUUCAAUGACAGAAGGUGUACAUGAAUUACAGAUAGAAUGGAAGCCCAAAGAAGCUCUGAAGGCAGUUUGUUGUGAUUUUAUUCAUUUUACGGCCCCGCCACCACCCUCAGUUCUAUAACACGUUGCCCACUCCAGUAAAUCAACCUCUUCAUUUUUAUGCAGCUUAUUUAAUUUAUUUUAGAGGGCGGCUACUACUGAACCCCCAGCUCACUUCUCUCAACUGACAGAAUCCCACUGGUACCAGCCCCGUUUCAGAGUCUGGUAUAUUUUUAAAGACUUAAGGGGCCUCUGUUUGGCACCACAAUCAUUAUACUGCCAGGGGUUCACCGGUUUCCUCCAAGUUAUUGGAGAGAGCUUUCCUCUUUCUUGCUGUAUGGUUUUACUUGUGACAAAUGGAGACGCACUCGUAAUGCACUGUACUGGUUCUCAAUGCUGUGUGCGCACUGCAGUUCAUGGGGGAGUGGGCAUGGAAUAUCCAACCUU
Messenger RNA from Anguilla anguilla (European eel), 4313 nucleotides. RefSeq names its product nuclear transport factor 2 (gene nutf2). The record is from RefSeq and is a predicted model, not a curated record. Gene Ontology annotation, cellular component: nuclear pore central transport channel. Gene Ontology annotation, biological process: protein import into nucleus. The transcript has 7 exons. Lineage: Eukaryota; Metazoa; Chordata; Actinopteri; Anguilliformes; Anguillidae. The coding region runs from base 2119 to 2622 and encodes 167 amino acids.